GAUAGCUUGCUGCAUAGCUGAGGUCAUUGACUAGAGAGUGAAGGCAGGAGGCAAGGAAGGGCCCGGAGACGCUGACGAAGAUCGUGAUCACGGGCAGCUUCGUCGCCGGCGAUGCCAAGAUGCAGUGUCCGGUCUCACGGCGCGUCUCCUCGUCCGACAGUGAGCGCAGAGCGCGCAAUCAUCCAGGCAGAUAGUCUAUGAGCAAGGCUGAUUCCAUCGUCGGGGGCAAUGAGCGGAGGUGGCGUGCCAGGGCAAGAGCAAGACGCGUGCUCGCGGCCAUCAACGACGCUGACGUCGACGCCGAUCGCGUCCUCCUCCUCGUCCCUCCCUUCCAUCCACCCCUCAACAUCGAACGGGGCGGCGUCAGUCACGCAGCUGGCGCGCCGCGAUGGUGAACAUCACCCGCUUCCUCGCCGACCAUGGCCUCCGGCUACCGCACUGGCGCGCGACGCGCCACCUCCUCUACGGCCUCGUCCUUGGCGUCUCUCUCCCUCUUGCUGCCAGGUCUAUCGCGACGUACCACAGGCGCCGUAGAAGAGCACGUAUAGCCGCGCAGACGGAGUUCGAAGAGCGGCCCAUCGAGCUUAGGAGCGAAGAGAUUCUCUCCGGCGUCGCGGGGCUCAUUGGCAACACCCCGCUGAUACGUAUCAACUCACUGAGCGAUGCUCUGGGAGUAGAUAUCCUGGGUAAAGCGGAAUUCCUCAAUGUCGGCGGUAGCGUCAAGGAUCGUGUAGCCUUGCGAAUGAUCGACGACGCUGAGCGUCUCGGGCUCCUCCAUCCCCACACUGGGUCGCGCAUCUUCGAGGGUACGGUGGGGUCGACAGGAAUCUCUAUAGCCACGGUGGCGCGCGCAAGAGGAUACGAUGCAACUAUCAUCAUGCCUGACGACGUGGCAGAGGAGAAAGUGAAGGCUCUUCACGCCUUGGGCGCUGAGGUCAUUCGCGUUCGCCCGGCCAGCAUCGUCGACACGAAGCAUAACAUCGCCCGCGAACGAGCCGCUCACUUCGGCGACGACGCUUCCCACAAGCCACACCUCAUCAGCUCUAUGUCGACCUCCGUCGUCGUGUCUACAACCUCCGAUAUACAAGACGGGCAACGGAAUCCGGAAGCCAACGCUGAUUUCGCGAGGAAGCCUCGCGGCUACUUCGCGGACCAGUUCGAGAACCACAGUAACUUCCAAGCACACUUCGAUGGCACGGGCCCGGAGAUCUGGCGUCAGACCAACGGAAACUUCGAUGCAUUUGUGAGCGGAGCGGCUGGUGUCGGACGCUAUGUCAAGUCGAAGAACCCCGACGUCAAGGUUGUGCUUGCUGAUCCUACUGGAAGUGGUCUGUACAAUAAGAUAAAGUACGGCGUCAUGUACGACAAAAAGGAGAGCGAAGGCACGAAGCGCCGGCAUCAGGUCGACACCGUCGUCGAGGGCAUCGGCAUCAAUCGCCUCACCAAGAACCUCGAGCUCGCACUCCCCAUCAUCGACGACGCCUUCCGCAUCUCAGACGCCGAGGCUGUCAGCAUGGCGCGCUAUCUCGUCAAGCACGACGGUCUAUUCCUCGGCUCAAGCAGCGCGUGCAACCUCGUCACGGCGGUCAAGCUGGCGAAGGCGGAGGGCUGGACGGGCGUCAAGGGGUUGGGGAGGAAGAGAAGGAUCGUGACGAUUCUAUGCGACUCCGGCACAAGGCAUUAUUCCAAGUUCUGGAACGACGACUACCUGGAUCGCGCGGGACUUUCAAAAGAUGCGACCCUGAUUGAGGAGCUUCUGGAGUCAUGA
Molecule: messenger RNA, 1768 nt
Organism: Schizophyllum commune H4-8
Lineage: Eukaryota; Fungi; Basidiomycota; Agaricomycetes; Agaricales; Schizophyllaceae
Product: PALP-domain-containing protein
Exons: 13
Coding region: 389-1768 (459 amino acids)
Cellular component (GO): cytoplasm
Molecular function (GO): cysteine synthase activity
Source: RefSeq, a predicted model, not a curated record